AGACCUGCUGCGGAUAUGGGUACGGCCUGGCACGAGAAUCACGAGUCUCCGUCGGAUUUUCAAGGGCCGGCGAGAGCGCACCGGACACCGCAAGAGCCGCGGUGCUUUACGGGAACCCCUUUUCCCCUAUCUCCGGGCAAGCCGAUUCCAGGGAUUGGGUCCCUUACAAAGAAAAGAGAACUCUUCCCGGGGCCCUCGCCGACGUCUCCGACUUCGUUUGCGUUACCGCACGCGACCCUUGCGGGCCAAUCUCCGUGUCCAGGUUCGGGAAUAUUGACCCGACUCCCUUUCGAUGGAAUACGGGCAAAACAUUUUUUUUUUUCGAGCAAGGCAUUGCCCCCGUUUCAGAACGGAGCUCUCCUAUCUCUUAGGGCCGACUGACCCAUGUUCAACUGC
This is a messenger RNA of Gigantopelta aegis, 396 nucleotides long. RefSeq lists its product as uncharacterized. Bases 16 to 381 code for a protein of 121 amino acids. NCBI's taxonomy places the organism in Eukaryota, Metazoa, Mollusca, Gastropoda, Neomphalida, Peltospiridae. The transcript has a single exon. The record is from RefSeq and is a predicted model, not a curated record.